Messenger RNA from Drosophila serrata, 3414 nucleotides. It is a transcript of the gene pain, whose product is annotated as transient receptor potential cation channel family member painless. NCBI's taxonomy places the organism in Eukaryota, Metazoa, Arthropoda, Insecta, Diptera, Drosophilidae. The record is from RefSeq and is a predicted model, not a curated record. Gene Ontology annotation, biological process: monoatomic ion transmembrane transport. Gene Ontology annotation, cellular component: transmembrane transporter complex; membrane. Gene Ontology annotation, molecular function: monoatomic ion channel activity; protein binding.
CAAGUGCUCGUGUUUCGUGAAAAAAAGCACUACAAAAGAAGUGUUUUUAAAAUAGGAGGAUUUAAAAAAUUCCAGCAAUAUUUCCAAAAACUAAACGAUGAUUCACCGCCAGCCGCAUUAUGCAAAUCUCAUUGAUGCUGUGACAAAACUAAGCUUUAGAUGACUGGCGGAGAAAUUAAAACGCGUAUCAUUAGUAAAUGUGAAUGAAUCAUGUGUAAUGCAGAUAUGUGUGGGAUAUAAGAGGAAUGAGUAAACCGCAGUUGCAAAGAUCAGCUCGCCUCCAACCCACUCAACAACAAAAACAGAAACCCCCAAAUGGACUUAAACAACUGCGGUUUCGUCGAUCCGCAGGCCCAGUUGAGCGACGCUCUGUCCAAGCGGGACAUCAGGAGAUUCAAGGCUGCUUUGGACAGCGGUGCCCAGGCCGAUCUCCAGGACGAGAGACACACGAGCAUCUACGAGAAGGCCCUGUCCACGAAAGGAUGCCGAGAAUUCAUAGAGGCCUGCAUUGCCCACGGGAGCCAAGUAAACUAUAUUAACCAGAAGCUGAACAAGGCCGCAGUGAAUUAUGCCGCCGACUCAAGGGAUCCCGGCAACCUGGCGGCCCUACUCCAAAACCGUCCCGGCUCGAAGGUCGACGUGGACCGGAAGUAUGGACAACUUGCGCCCCUCCAUUCGCUGGCUAAGAAUCUUAGUGAGGAAAACAUCUCGGACGUCCGGCAGUGCAUGGAGCUGCUGCUAGACUACGGCGCCUCGCCCAACAUUCUCGAUCAGUCGGACUUUACGCCCCUCCAUCACGUGCUGCGCAAGAACAAGGUGAAGGCGGGAAAGCUGGAGGUGGUGGAGCUGCUCCUGCGGCAGCCGAUGGUGGACAUCGACAGCUACCGCAACGGAGAGGUGCGCCAGCUCCUGCAGUCCCAGUUUCCGCAGCUGCAGCUGCCGCAGCAGCGGGAGAAGGGCCCGGAGCUUGACUUGCAGGCCCUGCAUCGCACCCUGCGGGACGGCGAUGAGGUCCUGUUCGAGCAGCAGUUUGCCGAGUAUCACCAGAACCUCAAGGGCCUGGCGGAUAACCAGCUCAAUGCCCACCAAGAGGAGUAUCUGCCCCUGCUGGAGGAAAGCAUCCAGAAGGACAAGCAGCGAGCUUUUGAGGCCAUCCUUGCCACCGGCAUCAGCGUUAACUCAAAGCCCUGUAAGGCUAACAGUGCGAGUCUCGUCGAGAUGGCCGCCACCUGUGGAAACUGGCGGGCACUUUCGCGCCUAUUGGAGGACCCGCAGCUACGGCUUAGCUCCGACUCCAGGCUACUGAACUCGGUGAUCAGCCACUUGGAGGAGGCGCCGUACGAUAAUUUCAACUACCAGCGGUGCUUCGAGGUGCUUCUGGACAGCGACCGCGUUGACAUCAACGAGGCGGACCGCGGGGGUCUGGUGCCGCUCUUCUACGCGGUGAAGUAUCGCAACACCCGGGCCAUGCAGGAAUUGCUGCAGCGGGGAGCUUACAUAGGGGCUAAGAGCGCCUUCGGGGAUCUGCCGAUCGAGGAUAUGCCGCUGGAUCUGCUAGAGGAGCACCUAGACUCCUGCAUCACCACGAACGGAGAAAAGCCCGGCGAACAGGGCUUCGAGAUCAUCUUCAACUACAAGAACCUUAUUCGCCAGGAAAGGGAACCGGUCGGCCAUAAGAGCACUCCGCGGACCUUUUCCCAAGGACUGCACGACGAGAUGACCCCCAUUGCCUACAUUGCCGAGGCCAAGGAGCUGCGCCACCUGCUUCGGCACCCGCUGAUCACAAGCUUCCUCUUCCUCAAGUGGCAUCGUCUCUCCGUGAUGUUCUACCUGAACUUCCUGCUAUACUCGCUAUUCACCGCCUCCAUCAUCACACACACACUGCUGAAGUUCAACGAGAGCGAACACGCGGCCCUGACCAACCUCUUUGGCGCCUUGUCCUGGCUGGGAAUCGCCUAUCUAAUUGUCCGGGAGGUCAUCCAGUGGCUGAUGUCACCGGUGCUCUACUUCUGGUCAAUCACCAACAUUAUGGAACUGAUCCUCAUCGUCCUGUCGAUCCUCACCUGCAUCGAGUCCAGCUAUGAUGAGGAGACAAAGCGCGUCCUGGCCGUUUUCACCAUUCUGCUGGUCUCCCUGGAGUUCUGUCUACUGGUGGGCUCUUUGCCCGUGCUCUCCAUCUCGACGCACAUGCUCAUGCUGCGGGCCGUCUCGAGCAGCUUCGUCAAGAGCUUCGCCCUCUACUCGAUCUUCGUGCUGACAUUCAGUCUGUGCUUUUACAUCUUGUUCGGUAAACCGCCAGUUCUGGAUGAAGUAGGCAGCGCCACGUCAGAUCCCACCAAGGAACCGGAGGCGGAGGGUGACGGGAACUUCAACACGUUCACCAAGCCCAUCGAGGCCCUUAUUAAGACGAUCGUGAUGCUGACGGGCGAGUUCGAUGCGGGGGACAUUAAGUUCACCAGCAUCUACACCUACCUACUCUUUCUGCUCUUCGUAUUCUUCAUGACCAUCGUCCUGUUCAAUUUGCUGAACGGUCUGGCCGUGAGCGACACUCAGGCCAUCAAGGCACAGGCGGAGCUCAACGGCGCCAUCUGCCGCACCAACAUGCUGAGUCGCUACGAACAGGUCCUCACUGGCCACGGAAGCGCCGGCUUCCUGGUGAGCAACCAGCCCUUCAGAAGCAUCUACGAGCGGCUGAUGAACAUCUAUCCCAACUACCUGAGCCUGCGCCAGAUCUCCGUCCUGCCCAACGAUGGCAACAAAGUCCUCAUUCCCAUGCAGGAUCCCUACGAAAUGAAGACGCUGAAUAGCAAGCUGCAGGGCAGUUUCCAGCAAGUGCCCACCUCUAGUGCGUCACAGCCGCAGAAAAAGCUGCUGGAUCCUCCGCUCAAGCUGCUCCUCCUGCCUUGCUGCUGCUCCUUGCUCACCGGCAAGUGUUCCCAGAUCGAUGGAAGUACGGUCAAACAAUCCCUUGCUCUCAUUGACCAGAAGAACAUCACGGAGCAGCGACGGAAGCGGGAGCAGGUCAAUGACCGACGCCUCCAGCUCAUCGAGCACAAGCUGGAGAGUCUGGUGCAGCUGCUCCAGGAGCGCAACUGAUCCUUCUAUGGCCAGGUGCCCACCGCGAAUAAGUAUUUAUUACGGGCUUACAUUUAAUAAAGCAGGAAGCCUGAAAGCAGAGCUGGAACGGAAUCGAAGCCUGUCCAGCUCUAUCCUGGAAGAGGAGCCGAGACCGAGUUAGUCGGAAAUUGUUUUUAUUAACAUACGAAUUAUGAAAUUGAACAAAACCCUUAAUAAUUGUCAGUAAGUAAGUUAGUAUAUAAUGGUUAUAUAGACAGUAAAUAUUGUAUAAACGAAUAAUCUUUACUGUACGUUCAUCUUGUACCCAAGUAAAUAUAUAUUUAAUUUCAAAUGUUA